Messenger RNA from Cannabis sativa, 1035 nucleotides. RefSeq lists its product as uncharacterized. Bases 1 to 1035 code for a protein of 344 amino acids. NCBI's taxonomy places the organism in Eukaryota, Viridiplantae, Streptophyta, Magnoliopsida, Rosales, Cannabaceae. The transcript has a single exon. The record is from RefSeq and is a predicted model, not a curated record.
AUGAAUCAGGCGUUUCUGGCUAAGUGGGGGUGGCAUAUCCUCACUGGCAGCCAAUCGUUGUGCUGCAGAGUUUUAACGGCAAAAUAUUUAAAAGGGAAGGACUUUCUCAAAUACAAAUAUAAAAACUCUGACUCCUGGUUCUGGAAGAGCGUAGUCAAGGCUAACUCAAUCUUGAAGAGAGGUGCUUGUAAGCAGGUGACUAAUGGAGAGAGUACUGCUAUUUGGGAGGAUCCCUGGAUUCCCCACUAUAAAGGUUUUUGUCCAAAACCAAACAGGAGAGGUGCGACUAAUCUCAACCGAGUGUCUGAUCUGUUAUUAUCCAAUGGACACUGGAACGUUAAUAAGCUGAAUGAAAGCUUCGAUCAUGAAACUGUUGUUGCCAUUUUAAAAGGGGGCCACCCCUCUGGUCAUGGCUCUGACAGAUGGAUAUGGACUCAAACAAGUAAUGGAAAUUUCUCGUGUAAGUCUGCGUAUCUUGUUCAAGCGUUAGAUAGAGCCCCCCAGUGCGAGGUUGCCCCGAAUCUCUGGAACAAGCUCUGGAAUAGCAAAAUCCUGGAAAGACACAAGAUCCUGUGGUGGUGUAUUCUAUCUAAUGCGCUUCCUACAAGAUCUGUGAUCAAUAGAAGAUUCCACAUUGAGGACACAAGUUGCCCUCUGUGUGGAUCAAGGGAAGAAACUAUGGAACACUUAUUCCUUUCUUGUGACGUGGUCUUCCACCUCUGGCGCUCUUCUCCUUGGGGUUUCUAUCCCAUUUGUGAUACUGGGAUCCGAGUUUGGGAUUGGGUCAAGUUCAUCUGGGGUCUGAACCGAAGAGGGGUCCGAGUUGAGGAUGCCUUCUUGUAUGCCUCCAUAAUUGUGGAUACAAUUUGGAGGGUGCGGAAUGACAAAGUUCACAAUAAUUGCCUUGUUGAUGUGAAAAAAUGUGUUGAUGAUAUUUGCUUUGCCUAUGCUGAUUUACGUGCUUCUUUGUUACCUAGUCCUACUUCGCUUCCCAAGGAAGCUUGGUCGCCUCCCCCCGGGAUUGGAUUAAGCUGA